This is a messenger RNA of Homalodisca vitripennis (glassy-winged sharpshooter), 1153 nucleotides long. RefSeq names its product aquaporin AQPcic-like. The record is from RefSeq and is a predicted model, not a curated record. Gene Ontology annotation, biological process: transmembrane transport. Gene Ontology annotation, molecular function: water channel activity. Gene Ontology annotation, cellular component: plasma membrane. Lineage: Eukaryota; Metazoa; Arthropoda; Insecta; Hemiptera; Cicadellidae.
CGCAAGAUGGAUGGUGAUUGUUUUAGGCACAAUUGCAUCGACCUACCAUGCAUUAGUCUCUUUUGUUCAUAGUUAAUUCACGAAAAGCUCAGAUGAAUCGUAUAGUAUAGACUAUGUAUUAUAUAGACCAACUGUUUUUUUUGUGAAGAAAGUCAUUAAUAAAGUUUGUUUAUUUUAAGAAGAUUUAAGUGCAAUAUUUACGAUGGUACAGUCAAGCAAAGGAAGAAUAGACUGGGGGUACAAUGACUUGAAGGAUCUGGCCCAGUUAGGUCGUGCAAUCAUCUCGGAGUUCCUCGGGACCGCAAUUUUAGUGUGGCUAGCCACCGCUACCUGUGCACAGUUUCCUGGAAAUGGAGAAACAGUCCACGUCUCUCUCACAGUCGGCUUCACUGUCGCCACUGUCAUUCAGACCCUGGCUCACGUGGGGGGAUGCCACAUCAAUCCUGCAGUCACUCUCGGCUUCGUGAUAAUGGGUAAAACGUCCGCUCUGAGAGCACUUCUGUACGUCAUUGUUCAGUUGGCUGGUGCAGUGGCAGGUACAGAAAUAUACAAGAUAACUACACCGGAGAACCUCAGAGGUAUCGGCCUAUGUUCGAAUAGAGUAAACACAGCUGCAGGAGUGACGGCUGAACAGGCUCUGGUGGUGGAGAUAGUUCUCACCUUCUGUCUAGUCCUGGUGAUACUAGCAGUGAGUGACAAGAACAGGCGUCCUCAUCACGGUGGAACUGGGCCCUUCAUUGAGGGACUGACUGUGUGCGCUGCCUUCCUCAUGGGGCUCAGAUACAGUGGUGUUUCCUUAAACCCGGCACGAUCGUUUGGUCCUGCUAUAUUAAGCGAUUAUUGGGAACACCAUUGGAUAUAUUGGGUGGGACCAUUGUCAGGAGCAGCUAUAGCUGGCUACAUGUACAGAAACUGGUUCAAAGCUCCCAAACCGCAAAAGGAGCAAAAUACCAAUACGUAAACAGAGGAGUAACUUUGAAGAAAAGACAUUAAGAUAGGAACAUAACAAGUGUAUCCCUUCAAGUGCUGCAGAAACAUCAAGUGUAAUAUCAUUGCUUUAGGUACCUACUUUACUUCAAGUCUAGUACUUCGAGAAAAACUGACUAUGGGUAGUUCGAAAUAUAUUUAAGAAUAUAUUGUGUUUCUAAAUGUA